AUGAAUUUCAGCUUAUCGAAAAAAAAUGCGAACGAUAUUCUCACCAGGAUCUUGCCACCGACAGUUUCAAAUACUGUGAUAUGCUGGAAAUUCAGACUUAUGAAUGCUGAAAUGCUGAAUUCAUAUAGAAGUAUAUACUGCAGAGCAUAUGGAAGAGGGCUGAUGAUGCUGCUGAUUCUUUUGGAAUUGCCUGACCUAUGUUGCUUCAGAUUCAUCACUAAGCUAAUUUUCCUUAAUGCUGACCCUACUGCACUAAGACCUUGCGAACCCAAUUUUCUAUUCGAUGGAGCCUGUGCAAGGCCGUCUGAAUCCGAUGGACUCCAAGCAUUUGGAGACUCAGCCAGGGGAGAAUUAGUCAGUAGAGAUGGAGAUGGUGAUGUUGGUGCUAUGGGAGAUGGAGGUGUUGAACGGUGGGGUUUUGGUCUCACAACCAUAGAAUGA
This is a messenger RNA of Dovyalis caffra, 441 nucleotides long. Lineage: Eukaryota; Viridiplantae; Streptophyta; Magnoliopsida; Malpighiales; Salicaceae. The record is from the annotation of a GenBank genome assembly.